Messenger RNA from Rhizopus microsporus ATCC 52813, 645 nucleotides. RefSeq lists its product as uncharacterized. The record is from RefSeq and is a predicted model, not a curated record. Lineage: Eukaryota; Fungi; Mucoromycota; Mucoromycetes; Mucorales; Rhizopodaceae. The transcript has 4 exons. Bases 1 to 645 code for a protein of 214 amino acids.
AUGGUCAAUAAAUCUUCUCUCAUUUUUUUAUCUCUUACUGCCGCAUUAGAUUUGGUACUUGCUAGUUCUGUUCAGAUCACUUCUCCUAAAGUCAAUGCUGUUUAUGAAGCAGGAUCUACCGUUGAUAUCAAGUGGCACGUUAAUGAUAAAUCGGCAGGCCCUAUUCGUCUUCAAUACGCUUCUGGAAAGGCAUCUUCUUUAAACGUUGAUGGUGUCAUUGCUGAUAACGUUGAUGCUUCUCUUGGAACUUACAAGUGGACGAUUCCUAAGGAUAUCAAGCCAAAGAAAUAUGUUCUUGAAGCCGGUCCUAAUGCAAAGGAUCUUUCUUUCCAAGGCUACAUCACCAUCAAGAAAGCUUCGAAGCAUAAAAAGACAACAACUAAAAAGACGACUAAAAAGACAACAAAAAAGACAACCACCAAAAAGACCAAGGCCACCAAGAAGGGCGCCGCCUCAGCUGUUUGUAUCGGCUACCCCAGUGAGCAGGACAAGGGAGAAUACGUUCGUUGCCAUUCAAUUCCAAAGCCCGUUGCUGCUAGCCACAAGAAAAAGAAGCAUACAACCACCAAGAAGCACACAGUUGCCAAGAAGAAGAAGACGACCAAAAAGACAACCAAGAAACCAAAGAAGGUUGUUACAGCUUAA